UAAAUUUAACUUUUGAAAUAUGGCCUCAUAUGAGGGGUGUACGCGACUUUAGUUGUCCCAUGUUAGUUCACUUUUGAAUUAUUUUUCUUCUGUUCUGUACAGUCGACAAAGACGGUAAAUUGAUGUAGUCAGUGUGCUGUACAUAAAAUAAGAACAUUUAGACAUUCGUUAUGAUUUUUCAUACCGACUGAAUGUAAACAUUAACUUGAUUUACAAAAUGAUUUUCAAAAUGUUACCCUUUCUCUGCUGCUUGCUGCAUAUCCUUUACGUACCAGAAUGCCAGGGAGGCUGUGCUGAGGUGGACUCCAUGACAGAGGCGGCAGUUGGACAAACCUUUCUUCUGGGAUGUAUAUCUUGUAAGCGAAGGGAAGAGGUUGAAGCCACGACCACUGUGGAUUGGUAUUUCAGGCCUCUGGGAGAGGAAGAGUAUGGCCAUAUAUUGCAUUAUGAUUUUCCUACCGCCACGAUCACCAGUGACCACUUUAAGUAUCGCCUUGAAUGGUUUGCCCCUGUGAAGACAAGUGAUACUCUGGUUGCCAGUCUACACCUCCACAAUGUCACCUUCAAUGACACUGGGACUUAUCGCUGCACCUUUGACCGCAUUCUCCACCUCCCAGUGGGUGACGAACCCCUCAGGAUUAUGAAAUACAUAGAACUUACUGUGUUGCCAGAAGCUAAGAGGGAGAAGACUGCAGUGAUAGGAGAGGUCAUGAUGUACGUGCUGAUUGUCGGCCUGCAGCUUUGGCUGAUUGUAGUCAUAAUCUACUGCUACAAAAAGGUUUCUGCUGAAAGAGAAGCUUAUGAGGCUCGGAAGGCUUUGAAGGCCUUGAAAAAGCAACAAGCAGACCUCAAGGACAACUGUGACGGGAUUAAUUUGGAGUAGCUUUUUGCUGGUUGUGACAUGAUCAAUAGUCAGCUCUUCUGAAAGAAUAUCCUGGAAUCACAGUUACCGUGGAAACAAAGAAUAAACCAGUGUGCAGUUAAAUUAGUUUAAUAUAAUGCAUAUACAUAGACAUUCAUUAGAAUGUAUAUACUUUUACAUGCAGUCUUAAUCUUGUUUAAUGGUAUAUGAACAGAGUAUAGGACAAUACUGAAUGAUCAAAACUAUUCAAUAUGUAAGAAUUACAAAAUCCUUGUGUAGUACACCACUUAGUUGUAGACCAGAUAUUUCAAAUGAAUGAAAAUAUUUUAGGUACAAUUAAUAAAGAUAGAAAAAUAAGUUUCCGUCAAAAUUUUUUUUUUUAGAAAAGUCUAAUAUAUAUAUCUAUUACAAAUCAUGAAUGAACAAUUUCCCUAAAUAGAAAAGAACAUGAAAUAACUGUUAUUUAAAAUAUAAAUGUUUUGAGUGUCUGAAAAUAUAAUCUCGUGUCUUUCAUUUUAAAGUGGCCCCAAAAAACAUUUGGACCCAUAAGCCAUGCUUAAAACUGUGAUCAUAAAAUGUCACAAAACUGCAUUUAUGUUAACAAUAGAUACUUUAAGCACAUGUUCCACGCAAAGAUAUUUUGUUGUAAAUUAUAAAACAAUAGGCAUGCUGUUCAAAAUUAAGACAAAAAAGUUUUUAGAUACUUUAUUCUGAUUGUCAGGUUCAUGUUCAUGGAUAAUGUGGUGAUGAACUACAUCUGUGGGAAGAGUAUCUAUGUGUCCUCAAAGAUAUCAUAUGCUUAUGCCCACUACAGAUUGUCUUGGAGCAGUCCCUUGAAAGGAAUUAUGAACAUAGUUAGGAGGAGUGAAAUUAGUUCUGAGAAGACUCUGUAUGACACAUCAACAAAAAGCUUCCAACAAAAAGUUAUAUUGUUAAAGAACCUAAAGAUGAAGGACAUGUGAAUCUGGACAGACAGAAUAGUGGCAGACUAAGGAAGACCAUCAACAGAUUGGACAGGUUAAUUAUGGGUAUAAUCAAGAAAAACAGACGAGAAACACUAAUAAUAUACAUUUUUUUGUAAAAUGUUUUGCUUGAAAAGUAUGUCUUCAACAUAAAUCUAAUUUUGUUUGACAUUUUGUAACGCAACUCAAAAAAAAAGUGUCCAAAUACUUUUGGGGCCACUGUAUAAAAAAAGUUUACUUAUGCAUUUCUUGUACUAGUAUUAGUCCAUAUUGAAUAUAAAUGCUGAAGCAUGACAGUUCAGUGUUUCACCAUUUAUGUCAUGUUAUUAAAGUUAAUGGGAAACAAUUUUUUAGUUGACUUAGAAAUAGUACUUAAUAUUUUUUUUAAAAAAACAUAAAACAUAAAGAAGGCAGGAUUACAUGUCCCAUCAUAUCAUCAAACUUAGAUUUAUCAUCAGGGCUCUGCAAGUAUGUUCAUCUAAAAUGAAUCUAAAGAAAGUACAUCCAAUCAUUCUAUCCCUCCGUGUGCCACGCCCCCAUCGUUAACCCCCAUGUGGAAUCGCCCUGGAGGUGCGCGACAAUCUCCGGCAGCUGCUGCGGAGGAUGACGGAGCUGAAGACUCGACAGGUGGCCAGUAGUGCUGAGCAACCUCCCGCUUAUUCUUUCUGAGCCCCAGAGGAUUCCAUCACAAACCGAAAGCCGGAAGAAAAAGAAGCUAAAAAAUCAGAGACUCUGAAGAUGUGCCGAUGAUCUUCCUGGGGGCCAUCUCCAUCUCCAUCUCCAUCUCCGCUGCUUCUUCCCCAGCUAGAUAUCGGAAGGAAAUAAAAGUAUGCUCCUCA
Brienomyrus brachyistius is the source of this 2663-nucleotide messenger RNA. Its product is annotated as sodium channel subunit beta-1-like. Gene Ontology annotation, molecular function: sodium channel regulator activity. Gene Ontology annotation, cellular component: voltage-gated sodium channel complex. Lineage: Eukaryota; Metazoa; Chordata; Actinopteri; Osteoglossiformes; Mormyridae. The coding region runs from base 218 to 883 and encodes 221 amino acids. Gene Ontology annotation, biological process: regulation of heart rate by cardiac conduction; cardiac muscle cell action potential involved in contraction; sodium ion transport. The transcript is spliced from 6 exons. The record is from RefSeq and is a predicted model, not a curated record.